This is a messenger RNA of Klebsormidium nitens, 351 nucleotides long. NCBI's taxonomy places the organism in Eukaryota, Viridiplantae, Streptophyta, Klebsormidiophyceae, Klebsormidiales, Klebsormidiaceae. The record is from the annotation of a GenBank genome assembly.
AUGGUACCAAGUUUGUCUCCUCGUUCAGCGGCGGAGGGGAUGAGAUGCACGGUGGUCAACCCGGCGCUCAAGGUCGACCCGACGCUCAUAAAGCAGGGCAACUCAGAAAACGCAGCUCGCCCGCUUUUCAGCGAAGGAGCAGGCCCGAGACGGCUCAAGUUCACGCAAAAGCGGCCACGGAAGACGUCGUCGCCCCGCUCUUUGUCGGACGCGUCCACGUUUACGCCGUCGACCACCAACGACACGCAAUCUCACUGCCACAGUGAGCACCUCCCGGAACGCGCCGAGCAUGAUCUCGCGCCUGCCUGCCGGAACAGACUCAACAAUGUGCCCGGCUCUGGGGGACAGUAG